AAAAAAAUGUACAUAGACCACCAUCAUCCACCAUCAUCAUCGCAUUACCCCCCUCCACGUUUACUUCACAUUUUCCUGAUUUUCUUGACUUUCACCUUUUCUCACUCUAUUAAAUAACCCAAGUGUUGAAAUGAGUUUCAUGUUAAAUCUUGCAAAACCCUUGUCAAAGAUUUGAUUUUUAUUCAACAUCCCAACUGUUUGGAAUGAGUUUCAUGUUAAAUCUUGCAAAACCCCUGUCAAAGAUUUGAACUUUAUGUUAAAUCUUGCAAAACCCAUGUCAAAGAUUUGAUUUUUAUUCCAGUCAAAGGUACAAAAAUGGGUUCUUGUUUGUCAACCACCAAGAUCAGCGGUUCCAACAGCAGCACCACCGACAACCGCCGGAAGCAUAAUCAUGAAAAUGGGUCUAAUGCUAAUCCCCACAAACAAAAACAGAAGACUACACAUCAGGAAACUGAUAAGAACAAGAGGAAAGAAAAGAUGAGUUCAAGAAAUGAAGUGAUUUCUUGUGGAAAAAGAACAGAUUUUGGGUAUCUUAAGGAUUUUGAUGGGGAUUAUUCGAUUGGAAAAUUGUUGGGUCAUGGUCAAUUUGGGUAUACAUAUGUUGCUAUAAAUAAAGUUAAUGGAGAUCGUGUUGCUGUCAAGAAAAUUGAUAAAAAUAAGAUGAAAUCUCUUGUUGCUGUGGAAGAUGUUAAAAGAGAAGUCAAAAUAUUGCAAGCUCUAAGCGGUCACGAAAAUGUGGUUCAGUUUCAUAAUGCAUACGAAGAUAGUUCCUAUGUGUACAUAGUUAUGGAGUUAUGUGAGGGUGGCGAGUUAUUGGACCGGAUUUUAGGGAAGAAAGAUAGUCGUUACUCAGAGAAAGAUGCAGCGUUCGUUGUAAGGCAAAUGCUUAAAGUUGCUGCAGAAUGCCAUUUACACGGGUUGGUACACCGUGACAUGAAACCAGAGAAUUUUCUUUUCAAGUCCCGAAAAGAUGAUUCACAUUUAAAGGCUGUCGAUUUUGGUCUAUCGGACUUUAUUAAACCAGGAAAGAAGUUUACGGAUAUUGUUGGUAGUGCAUACUACGUUGCCCCCGAGGUAUUGAAGCGUAAAUCGGGUCCCGAAUCAGAUGCUUGGAGCAUAGGCGUUAUCACAUACAUUUUAUUAUGCGGACGUCGCCCCUUUUGGGAUAAGACCGAAAAUGGAAUUUUUAAAGAGGUGUUAAGAAACAAACCGGAUUUUAAGCGCAAACCAUGGCCUAACAUAAGUCCAAGUGCCAAAGAUUUUGUAAAGAAAUUGCUUGUGAAAGAUCCACGAUCAAGACUGACAGCUGCUCAAGCCCUAUCACACCCAUGGGUUAGAGAAGGCGGAAACGCUUCUGAAAUUCCUCUCGACAUUUCUGUUCUAUCCAACAUGCGUGAAUUUGUGAAAUUCAGUCGGCUAAAACAGUUUGCUUUACGGGCGUUGGCUAGCACGCUUGAUGAAGAGGAGCUAUCGGAUCUCAAAGAUCAAUUUGAUGCAAUUGAUGUAGAUAAAAGUGGUGCUAUUAGUCUUGAGGAAAUGAAAGAGGCCCUUGCUAAAGACCUUCCUUGGAAGAUAAAAGAAUCACGCGUUUCAGAAAUUCUAGAAGCAAUAGAUAGUAACACAGACGGGCUCGUUGAUUUCUCGGAGUUUGUUGCAGCUACUCUUCAUGUUCAUCAGUUGGAGGAACACAACUCUGAAAAAUGGCAACGUUUAUCACAGGCUGCUUUUGAGAAAUUUGAUGUCGAUAGAGAUGGAUAUAUAACUCCUGAAGAACUCAGAGUGCAUACGGGCUUGAAGGGUUCGAUAGAUCCGCUUCUGGAAGAAGCUGACAUCGACAAAGAUGGUAAGAUUAGCUUGUCAGAGUUCCGAAGGCUGUUAAGAACUGCAAGCAUGAUUAACCCCGCAUAAAUAUGCAAUCCACAUUUCAAUCGAAUCGGUCAAGAAAAGUCAAAAGAGGUUCGGGUAGUUUGAAUUGUUCCUUGCAAUCGUAUUUAUCAAGGUAUGUAUAUCGUUAUCUUCAUAAACUUUAACUAGAAGAACAUUGGUUGUGUUGUUGUAAUCUAUUUGUAUGUUUGUAUAGUUCUCUUUACAUAUUUUUAAAUUAAUAUAUAAUGUUGAGCUGAUUGUAUUUUCA
This is a messenger RNA of Helianthus annuus (common sunflower), 2134 nucleotides long. RefSeq names its product calcium-dependent protein kinase 28. Gene Ontology annotation, biological process: intracellular signal transduction; protein autophosphorylation; peptidyl-serine phosphorylation. Bases 316 to 1908 code for a protein of 530 amino acids. NCBI's taxonomy places the organism in Eukaryota, Viridiplantae, Streptophyta, Magnoliopsida, Asterales, Asteraceae. Gene Ontology annotation, cellular component: cytoplasm; nucleus. Gene Ontology annotation, molecular function: ATP binding; calcium/calmodulin-dependent protein kinase activity; calmodulin binding. The transcript is spliced from 12 exons. The record is from RefSeq and is a predicted model, not a curated record.